AUUUUUUGAACGCACUUCUGUCAAAUGGCGCGGAUCGAAAGAUGCGGAAUUUUUUGACAUAACCUCAAAAAUGUUACAUUUUAAUUAAUUUCAAACGUGAAUCUCUAAAAAUUUUAAAAAAUGUUCAUCUUCGUUCUUCUUCAAUAUUCCAAUGAUUUUUGGAAUAAUUAAGAUAAAUUAUGAUAAUAUAAAAAUUACAGAGAAGCAGGAGCAUAACCUUAAAAUUUAUCUUGCGAACACAUGGUUUUUUGAAAACUGGAAGGAAUAUUUCUCGAGUGAAGAUAAAUAUAUAUUUUUUUUUCCCGUUGAAAGAGGCAAGUUUAAUAUGUUUUCCAUUCGGCGAGCGUUAAAUUUCGCUGCACGUUUAGCGUUUAAUCAAUAUCCCGUAUAUCAUCAUCGCAUUCCGGUUCUGUGUAAAAAUGUCGGAGCACUUCGGAGUCAGAGUCGUCUUCUUCACGAAAAUGACGACAGUCGCAAGGAGCUGGGUAAGCUCGAAGGAAAACUGAAACUGAUGUUCACAUGUAAAAGAUGUUCCACGAGAAACACCAGACUGAUAUCCAAGCUGGCGUACAAUAAGGGUGUUGUGAUAGUGAGAUGCAACGGUUGCAAGAACAAUCAUCUUAUUGCUGAUAACUUGGGAUGGUUCCCUGAAAUAAGUACUAGAACAAAUAUCGAGAAACUUAUGGCACUGAAAGGAGAGACUGUGCGAAGGAUAGCGGAUGACAAGGAAGGCUACUUCGAAGCUGUGUUGAAAGAAGAGUUCAAAUUACCUCAGAAGAAUGAUAAUGAAACGAAAGACUCUAGCAACGAGGGCAACGAUGAUAAGGUUGAAAAAAGUGGAGUUACAAAGGAAAGCUGAUGUCUAGUUUGAAAGCUAGACCGAGUACUAUAAUUGAUACAAAAUUCGUUGAAUUCGGCGCAAUUCUUAUUUCAAAAUAUAUAAUUGCAAUUCUUAUCUCAAUAUUAUAUAUAUUACUCGGAUGAAUAUUCCUACCAAUGGCAGACCAUUAGUUUGGCACAAGGGACAUAUUACAAACAGCCUUUUAACAAAUUCCUGUUAAAAUUAUUGAUACUUUCUCUGUACAAUUUUGUAAAAAACUGUGUAGAUAGAAAAAUAUAUGUAUGGUAAUUAAUUAUUCAUUCGUACAUAUAUGCUAUUAUUGCAAAUGACCUGCAGUCAUUAAUUUACAUAAUGAAUGAUAGUGAUUUCUCUAGCUCGUCAAUUAUCACCUUUAAACAUGUAUAUACAUAUGCACAUAUAUUUAAAACAAUGUAAUUAAAUUAUAUGUAAUAUUUUAUAUGUAUAAUAGAAACAUGAUAGAAAUUUUUUGCUUAUUACUGAUAAUAUUAUUUUGAAUAAUUUCAAUCUAAUGAAGUAAAUUUCAGAGAAUUAAUUUUCUCUAAAUUUAGGCUAUAAAUUGAUUUUAUGGCUAAUGAAAGCACUAAUAUUCAUUGUGAUAUAACAAUAUAUAAUAGAAUCGCAGCAGCGAUAUUACAUGUAAGCAUUAAAUUCUAUGUAAGAGUUUAUCCAAUUGUGAUUAUCUACUUACAAAAGCAUUUGUAUCAGAACUUUUACAUUUAUCUGUAUAAAAUCUUACGUUCAAAUAUAUGCCAAGUUUAUAUGAUAA
Messenger RNA from Nylanderia fulva, 1628 nucleotides. RefSeq lists its product as uncharacterized. Gene Ontology annotation, molecular function: protein-folding chaperone binding; zinc ion binding. Gene Ontology annotation, cellular component: mitochondrion. Gene Ontology annotation, biological process: protein stabilization; protein folding; protein import into mitochondrial matrix. The record is from RefSeq and is a predicted model, not a curated record. Lineage: Eukaryota; Metazoa; Arthropoda; Insecta; Hymenoptera; Formicidae.